AUGGCCGAGAGUUCGAGCCUGUGGACCACCAAGCAGAGGAUUCGUCAUCUAGACCUACCGAUCAAGAACUUUGUCGAGAACGCGAUUCCUUACCAAGUGGAGACGCUGAAAACGUUGAAAUCCAAUCUCGCCAAGCAAAGACGUUUGGAGGACCGCAGCAGUAUGCGUCAAUUGCAAAUGAAAGCCUCGCAAUCCAUCAGACGCGCGAGAGCAUUACUCAGGGAGAUGGAAACCUUAAGAAAUCAAGUUGCUGAUGUCGAUCUGCAGACCUUUGACAACACGAUGAAUCCAAGCAAACAAUUGAUAUUGGAAGCUAUUGAUAUGUUUAGAAAUGAAGAUUUAAAUGAAUACAAAUCUAGAGCUGUGCUGGAAGAAACUUAUAAAGACAACACUGAACAAUUAGAAGAAGAAAAUCGAAAACGCAUGUUUUUAAUAUCUAUUGAAGAAGAAAAACAAAAACAGGAAAAAAUGUUAGCGAUUGAAUCAGAUGUUAAAAAUGUUGAGAAAGAUAUACAAGGCAUUCAAGAUCUAUUUCGUGAUCUCAGUAAACUAGUAAAUGAACAAAAAGAAGAUGUUGAAAAAAUUGAUGCUCAUGUUGAGACAACACAUGAAAACGUAAUUCAAGCAGAACAGUCACUACGCAAAGCAGCCAAAUUGAAGAAAAUGUCUUAUCCGCUUAUUGGAGCUGUGGUUGGGUCUUGUGUCGGAGGUCCAUUAGGAUGUUUGGCUGGUGCUAAAGUUGGAGUAUUUGCCACUGUUACUUGCUUUGUACUAGGAUUUACCGGUGGUAAAGUACUCAAGGACAAAUCUAAUGCCGUGGAAGAAACAGAAAACACAACCAACGAUUUAGUUAAUCAAACAGUAAAAUCACAUACCGAAUGA
Macrosiphum euphorbiae (potato aphid) is the source of this 882-nucleotide messenger RNA. NCBI's taxonomy places the organism in Eukaryota, Metazoa, Arthropoda, Insecta, Hemiptera, Aphididae. The record is from the annotation of a GenBank genome assembly.